AUGGAUUCGCCUUCUGCACCUCACGAUCGGGAGGCCCCGGCGCCGCCCCGGCGAAGCGACCCGCGAGGUGCGCAGGGCUCAGAAUCUCCCACUGCGGUCCGCGCCUCGAGCAUCUCGCGCCCACAUGCACCACCCGGAACGCCCGCCGCCAGCAGGCUCGAGGAGGCAACCAUUAGCUCGCAUGGCGCUGGAGCGGCCGCAACAGCUGCUAGCGAUGUAGCAGAGACAGGCCUCCGCCGCUCGGUCGAGGCCCCCGAGGGUGAGGCCUCCACCCCAGCGUCAGCAGCCGCGGCGUCGCGCUCGUCCACUGCGUCUCCGCCGUGUCCGCGGACGGCCGAUGGCGAGCUGUUAGGGAUGCCCGGGGCGCCUGGCGCCCCUGGCGACCGCGACACCGAGCUGUGGCUUUUCUAUCCUGCCGCGGCGGCUCCAGAGAGAGAUUUGGACUCAGCAUCCUCCUCCGCCUUCGUCGCCGCGAGCAGCCAGGCACCACACGACACAACCUCAUCUGCGUCCUCCGCUUCGAGUUCCUCGCUGUCCUCCCCGGAUCCGCAAAGCUCCGACGACGCCGGUGGAGCUCCACGUCUGCCCGCGGGCGUCGCGCCCUCGAGCCAGCCGCUGGCAGCGCGUUUGCCGUCGCCCUCUUUGUUCGCGGCACUGGCGCCCUCGUGUGUCUCUGCUUCCCGGGCUCCGGCGCCGCCGGCGAGCCCCUCCUCGACGGAGGGUCCCCCGCCGGGGCUGUCUUCGACCGGCGCCGUGUUCCUUCCGUCCUAUCCGCCGCUGCCCACUUUCUCCGACGACAUGCGCGUGUUUGCUUCCAAGGCGCAGCUCGUCCAUCUUUUGCGCGUCUGCCAGGGCCACUUGGAGUUGCUCGACGCGGCGUUUCUGGAGGAGCGUAGACGGCGGCGGCGAGAGGCCUCCGCGCCCUGCUCCGCGGCGCCCGCCAUGCUCUGGUGCCCCCAGAUCUCUCGCGCUUCGCUGCCGACGCUCGUCGACGCGCUGGAGGCGUCCUCAGGCUCUCUUGUGCAAAUGGGCCACCGCUUGGAUUCGCUUCUGGCGCGAGCGUCCCACGCGACGCUUCUUCUCGCCACGGCCGUGAUCGUGGAGCAGCUGCAAGAUCCCGAGCUGCUGCUUUCUCUCUUCUGCGCCGUGUUUGCCUCGCUCGGCGACACCGAAGCCUACCAGCGACUCCUGCCUUGCAUCGCCCCGUUCAGCGAACUCCUUCCGUCCUCCUCCGCGCCCUUCGCAUCGUCCUCCUCUUCGGCGUCGCCGUCGUCUGGGGCCGACUCAUCUUUGGGCGGCGCGUCGGCUUCGGCCGCACCUUCUGUGUAUGCCUGUCCGCUGCCGGUGUCAACGGUGCCAUUUGCCUCUCUGGACAGCGCGCCGUCCUCGUUCUUGACGGCGGCCGCUGCUGCGUUUCUGUCUCGCUUGCCGGCGCUGCCGCACGCGCGGUCGCGCUGCGGACAGGUGUGGGAUGGGGAGCACGUGGCGUACCGCUGUUUGACGUGUGGAGGGAGCCAGAGCAGCUGCAUCUGCGUGUUUUGCUUCCAAGAAGGCAGCCACCUGGGGCACAGCUACUUCAUCUACCGCUCGAGCUGCGGCGGCUGCUGCGACUGCGGCGACGCCUCCGCGUGGGCGCCCUCGGGCUUCUGUCGCCACCACCCCGGCAGCCGGCGCGACGUCGACCCCUCCGUCGCGCUGCCAGCCUCCUCCAAGUUCGCGCUGGUGCUCCUUCUGCGCGUCCUCGUUCGGCGCCUCGCGAUGCAUGCGCUGGAGAAGAACUGGACGGCGACGCGCGAGCUAUGCGAGACGCUGCUGCAGCUCUCGGAGCAACACGAGGGGAUUCGCAGGUGCGUCGGCCGCGCGAUGCUCGAGGCCGUCCGGGGGACGCCCGAGGACAGCCUCGGCUUCGCGGACUCUGCCAAGCCUGGCGAGGGGCGCCUGUGGCUGCCGCCCAACUACGCGCGGUACGACAGCUGGCAGUCGCUCCUCCUAAACAAGGCCCUCGUACCGACCGCGUUCGCCUCCUCCCCCUCCAGCCCGGGGGGCUCGGCUUCGCCCUCGAUGUUUUCCGAGGAGGAGGAACUCGCGACGCGGGCCGCCGAGGGCGCUGCGCGCGCUGCCGAGGCCGCGGAAAUGGCGGAGCGCAGCGCAGCGGGAGGGACUUGGGGGCUCCUGGGAAGUGAAGAGGGCGAGCGGCGGAUGCUCGCCGCGACAGCGCGCGAGCUGGCGGAGAUCGAGGAGAGGAAGAAAGCCGGAGGCGUCAACGUGAAGGCGUUCGACGACGCGCUCAAGUUCGCGAUAUGGGGCGAUGCGAGCCACAGACAGCGCGUCCUGCGCAGCGGAGACGAGACCGAAGGCGCAGACGGCGUCAAGGAGGAACGCAAGCGCGAGGCCGAGCAGCCAGCGAGAGAGAAGGAGGAGGCGAAGACGCAACGCCCGAAAGAGCCCGACAGGAGCGACAAGAGACAGAGGGAUGGCGAUCAAAAGCGCGAUGCCGACGUGGGCGAGGGGGCACGCGAACGAGGUGCGGAGUCAGCGGCAGGGACUUUGCUUGCUCCGCGGCAGUUCGGCGUCGGCGCCUGCGUGGCUUCCGUGCUUCUCAAGGUCGCGUGCGACAUCUCAGGCCGCCUGGCGGACGACGAGGACGAGGGGAGACGACGCGAGGAGACGCGCGAGCGAGACGAAGCCAAGACGGAGAAGGCCGUUCACGCCUCGCUGACGACGCUGUGGCUGGCGCUCAUGUUCGAUGAGUGGUUCAAGGAGCAGUUCGCGUUUGUUUUUAUCCAGCAGUAUCGCGACCUCGUCCUGAAGAGCGACAGCGCGCUGGAGCGCGUCACGGUUCAGGUUCUGUCGAUUCGGUCGCUGCUCACGCGGCUUCUCUACUCCGGAGUCCUGCUUCCGCGCCUUUUCUCCGCCUGUCGCCUCGUUCUCGCGCAAGCUGUGCCGCUGCUGCUGCCCACCCACCACGCGGACCGCGGCCUCUUCAGCCGAACGCGGAAGCGUUGUAGCUGGCGCGGCUACCCCUCGCCGCCAUACAUCGACGUGCGAAACAGUCUGCUCCACAGACGCGGAUAUACAAACUCCCUCAACGACGUCCGCUACCUCGUCGCCGAAAAGGACCUUUUGAUUCAAUAUCUCUCGGAGCAUCCAGCCCACGUGGCGGCCAUGUGGGACGACGGUUUCUUGCCGCUGUACUGCCUGAGUCAAAACGUGAAUUUGCAUCGACGCCGCACCAAGCUGCACGUCGAGUACGAGGACUCCCACCGCUGGUCGCACUCGCUCUGUCUCGCGAUCGAGCUGGGGCAGAACGCACUCGCCCUCCACGAUAUCCUCGAAGCCUGCCCGUGGCCUGUCGCGGUGCUUAUCUUUCAGAAGGCCCGCCAGCGCCUCCACGCGUGGAUUGGCGCCACGCGGCGCCGCGAAGGCCUCGAGGAAGGCGUCCGCUGGGUGUUCGCCAGCCAGGGCGGCGUCGCGAAGCUCCUCCAGCGGGAGCGCGAGAAACACCAACGCGCGCGGGCCGCCGCCGACCAGGAGGGGCGAGCCGCCCCGGGCGAGGCCGACGCAGACGAGGAGGCGGAGACUCAGAGGCGAGACACGCGACCGCCAUACCCCGAGGCCCGCAGCUUGGAUCACGUGGUGAGCCGCCACCCGACGUCUUUCCACGUGCCGCUGAAUCGUCUCUUUGCGCAGUUGCUCAAGGCGCUGAUGUCGCACAAAGACUGCCCGGUCGGCACGCUUGAGGAGCUGCUUGAUCUGCUCGGCGUCUCCCUCGAAGACCGCAUGGAGGUGUUGGAGCAUCACCUGCGAACUCUCGUCUUCUAUCACCAGGUCACGACCUGCAGCAUGUGGAUACGGAACGGGCUGACUGUGAUGAGCGAGGCGCAGUGCUACAGGCGCACGUUCUACCAGUCGGUUUUGAUUGAUUUAGACUUGACUGCUGCGCGGAUCGGCUGCUGUUCGAUUCCGCCGCCCCUUCUGCUUCUGCACCUGCUCGCCCGCUGCGAGGUGCCCUACGACCUCUCGCUUUCCUCCGCGGGAUCGUCGCUUCUGCUUCCGCUCUCUUUGCCGUCGUCUUCCCCGCGCGCCUCUGCGUCCCUCUCUUCUGCUGGCGCCUCUGCGUCGCCAGCGAGCGCCGAAGGUUCCGCAGCGGCGCCCGAGGACUCCGCGCGGCCGCAGCAAGUGGCCUCUCCGGCGUCGAGCUCGCUAGCGGAGGGCGCCGCCAGCGACCCCCCCGGCCUUCAGGUCGGCGUCGUGUGUGCAUCGACGGAGCCGUGGAUGGAAGAUAUCGCAUUGGUCGCUCCCGUGGCCGCGCGCGGGCCUGCGCCGUAUUUGCCCCCGAGCCGGCGGCGGAGGCACGCGGAGGAGCUCGGUGAGGGGCGAAGCUUGGCGCGGCGCCGCGAGGCUAUGAUUGACGAGGUUCUGUUUGGCGGCAGGACUGCCGAGCAUCUGCUGCCGCAGACGCAUGCGUUCAUGGUGCUACUACUGCAGUUUCUGAACCCGACCAACAGCCUCUUCUGCUCCGAGGAAGAAGUCAUGACCUAUCUGCUAAGACAUCACCUCAUGCGCGGCCCCCAAACGCACUCGAACCUCCAGGACGUCGUCACAAGACCGCACAAACAACAACCGCAGUUUACCGACCUCGUGGAUCGCGUGCUGAAACGGAUUUCGACGUAUCGGGCGGCGGAGGGCAUGACGCCAGGGCAGUUUCACAUCCAUCCGUCCAGCUGGGCCUUCUACGACCCGUAUUUUCCGUAUUUCUCGUGGGCAGAUCACCAGCACAUUGAGGAGGCGUUUCUCGAGCAGAUCAAAGCACACCCCGAAGUGCUCAACAACUGGCUGCCGCGGCCUUCCUUGCCACCGGCAGACGCCGCGGCGCCAUCGACGUCGAAGUCUGCGUCGACGUCCUCUCCUUCCUCGGUUCCAGUGGCGUACAGAUCUUCUUUUUUCGCGUUUUGUUUGAGCCCUGUGGUGCGGAGCGCAGCCUGGCUGCUGACGCUGCAGGUGCUGCUUUCGCAGGCGAGCGACCACCGCUUCAUCCACCUGCUGCUUUCGCUGUUGCUGCGCCUGAUGUCUCUGGAGAUCCUCUGGAAGGAGCAGGAGCCGCCCGAGGCCCGCGCAAGGCUCCGCGCCGAGCUGCGCAGGGGAGACUUGCUGCGGGGUGUCCUGGCUCGGCGGCGAAGCCGCAAGAGGCCGCUCGCCGCAGAGGAGGGUGCAGAGGCCUCCGACGCAGGCGCAGAGGGCGUGUCGUGCUCUGACGAGGAAAGGGAGAAGGCUGAAGAAGACGGCGUCGUCAUUGAGUUGAGAGAGGACGUGGACCUCCUGGGGCUUGCACGGUGGAUGGGUGUGAAUCUGGGAGACUCGCUGCUGCGGAUGUUUCAGCUGCGGCACGUUUUUCAGGACGUCACGGGGCAGGAGGAGGCGCGUUGGUUUUCUGCGCGCUUCGCCUCCGCCAGUGGGAGCAAGAGGCGAGAAGAUCGUGGAGCAUCCGCUAGGCCGUCUCGGCGCGAGCGCGGCGCAUCCGCCUCCUCUUCUUCCUCCUCGCCUUCAUCUGCUGCACAUACCUCGGCGUACUGGGCUGCUGAAGCGCUCAAAACAGAGGGAGAGGACGAGGGAGGCGAGCGGGCGCGGCAGCGAGAGAACGGCUGCGAGCACGACGCAGAGGCCGAUGAAGGGGCUGCCGCAGCCUCCUCUGCCGAAGAGACCUCUGCAGGCGCCCACAGCGACGACGAGGAGGAAGACGAGGCGCGCGACGAGGAGAAGAUCGCGGGGCGAGGCGACCUGGCGAAGACGAAACACGGAGAGAAGAGGACGGAGAGCUUCACGACGGCGACGGAAGGCGGUUUCCCACAGAGCGAGAGUGCAUCCGCGGAUUUUGGCUGGCUAUGCGAGGAGAACCCGCGCGACGACGAGGGAGAUUUCUGGGCUGAAUCCGCGUCGAUGCGACCUGUCUUGGAGGCUGCAGGAGAGGCUCCUGAGGCCCGAAGUGCCUUGCGAGGCGAGCGGAUGAGAACGAGAGGCAGGCAGGUCGGCAGCAGACGGCGAACGCGAGAGGACGCGGAGGCCGAGCGGUCUGCACUGCGCCUGCGCGCGGCGAUGCUGUGGGAGACGGGUCGCGGCGUCUUUUUCCCCGAUGACGAAGAGGAGGAGGAGUUAAGCAGCAGCGACAGCGAGGGCGACCGCGACGAGCUGGUGGCCUGCAGGGAGGGCGCCGCCAGCCAGGAGAGCGACCAGGAGGAUGACGACAUGGCGGCGUACAUCGACUGGGGCUACGGGCCGCGAGGCGGCGAAGCUCCCGGCGCGAGGAGGCAAGAAUCUGGCGAAGAAGACGUCGAGAUGACGGCGCACCGCGGCGAGGACGCAGACGAUGGGAGACUCCGGCGGGGGGCUGCGCAGGACGCUGUCUCUUCGUCGAGCUCUCGCGGGCCUCCAGCGCCCCCACGUCCCGCAACGCCAGAGGCCCUUGGGACUGCCGAAAGCCCCGGAGACGCCAGCCGUACCUUGCCCGUAUCGCUGCUCGAGGCGGAAGGCGCGUUGGCGGCUGCCGCCAGCCAGCCGUCUUCCUCUUCGCCGUCGCUUCUCGCGCCUCAUCCGCGUGCGGAGGCUGACGAGGCGGAGGACGCGCGCGAGGGCGCGCUGGGAGCGGGGAAAGACAGCCCGACUGCGCGGGCCGCUAGCCCAGAGGGAGGUGACGAAGAGAGAAGGAGCAUGCGAGGCUGGCGCCGCCGGCGCAGACGAGUUGGCACAGCUUGGGCGACGACUGCGAAGGGCGUCGAGGGCCUGCUGGAUCUCCUGGGGCAGGACGCGUUCGUAGUUGACGCGGCGUCAUCCUUGGGGGCUAGCGAAGGGGACCCUUCUCCCCGCAGAGAAAAAGAAGAGAACGGCGAAGCGCGCCUGAUCGUUGCAGAGACUGGAGAAAUUCUCUACGAUCGCGACGACGCCGGCGCGCCCUGGAGCGUCUUCUCAGAUCCUCUUCUCCUCGCGCUUCAUCGCCUCAAGAAGGAGGAGCUCGAGCGCCACAGCGGCGGAGUCGCGGCUGCCUCUCCCGCGGCGCUUUCUCUUCAGGCUGCCUCCUCGCUCUCUGCCUCGGACUCUUCGCCCUCUGAGGCCCCCGGCGCAGCCGCCUCCGCGUUGGAGGCGCGCUCGGCAUCGCCUGCUUUCUCGCCGUUCCCCUCUGGCUUUCACGUGGAGGCGGUGGCUGAUCCGCAGGGGGCCUCAGCGGCGUCUGCACUCUUCGCCUCCGCGCGCGAGAACGAUUUUUGUUUGCGUGCUGGCGCGGCUGGCGAAGUGGCGAGGCGCCUGCUCGACAAGAUGCAGAGGAGACCCGACUUCACGCGGAGUUCCGCGGCGCGCGGCCGCGCAGCGACGCACGCCGCUAAGACCGAAAAACGAGGAGGCGAAGAGCCGGUGAGCGCGGCGCCAGAGGUUGACUCGAGCAACCUCGAUGGAGAGACCUCACAGAAGGCAAGGGAGUUCGCGGCGCACGUUCUGCCUUCUGCUUCUGCCUCUCUGUCGUCUUCGUCUUCUUCCUCCUCCUCAGCGGCGUCCUCUCCGUCCGCGCUCGCUUCUUCUCACGCGGCCUCUUCUCCUGCGCUCUCCUCGUCUUCGUGGCUAGAGCAAACGACGGCGGCCGCCCGCACAGCUGCCAUCGAGGCAGGCGACCUCGCCCCGGUGCCGCUGUCGGAAGGGUCCUCGCUGUCCGCACUGCGAUCGUUCGCCGAUCUUUUCCGGCGUCCCAGCGCCGCCGCGCAGCCUGCUGACGUUGCCUCACCCGCGUCUUCCACCGAUGCCUCGUUGACCACGGCGUCGGGAAGCGGCCCCGCCGCUUCCUCCUCUGCAGCCGCCGAGCGAAUCGGCGACGGCCUGGGCUCCUUUGCAGCUACGCUUCGCCAGCACUUUGCGGACAUCCUCCAAGGCGGCGCGAGCGACGAUCGCGGGGAGGAUCCGCGCGAAGAGGCAUCCUCGCCCUCCUCGUCCUCGUCAGUGGCGUCUGCGGCUGGGCCCCGGGCGGCCGCCUCUCGGCGAGCCGCCAAUCGCAGCGGACAGCGGCACCGCGCUGAAGGCGAGCUCGCGCUCUCGGCGUCUGCCUCCUCUCGCGCGGGCGCCGACUCACAGGAGCGAACGCGCGGGGAGGCGGCUGCGGGAGAGGCUGAAGGGGAAGAAGACGACGACGAGGAGUUCGAAGAGGAAGGCGUUUUGCGGCUCGAGGCGCCGGAGGAUUUCCCGGGGAGUGGCAGCUGGCAGGUGACUCUUCUUCGCGCUGUCGUCGGGGGCGCUCAGAGCGCCGAGCGGAACUUGGCGAACUUGCAGGUCGUCGCGCGGCGGCUCCUGCGAGGCGCCGACGAUGAAGACGAGGACGGCCAAGCGGCUGUCCUGAGAACGCGCAGCGGCUCGGUCUCCAUCGUCCUCGGGCGCCGGGCGCCCGCGGCGGGCGCAGGCGGCGGGAGCGCGAGCGCGAAGAGUCGGCGCCGCGAAGGCCAGGCUCGCGAAAACGCGAAGAAAAAGGAAAUAUGCGACGCACUCUUGCGUCUGAUCCGCGGACGAAAGCGAGCUCCACCGGAAUUCCCAUUCCUCAUUCGCUUCUCAAUGCUCCAGAUCCUUUUCGCGAUGCGGCACUGCCCGCGGUACGAGGCGCACUGGCAGCAGCUCGACUGGGUGCUUCAGUCGGCGGCGCGCCUGGAUUCCAGAGUGGCGCGACGGCUCCGCCGCUGGAAGCGGGCCAUGGCGACCGCGGUCGCGACUGACGCUCCAAUCCCCACAACAGUCCUCAGGGCGAGACCGGGGGCGGUGCCGUCGUUGGGUCUUCCCAAGCGAAAAAUAUGUGCAGAGUCGGACGAGAGACGAGGCGAGGCCAAGAAGGCGAGCUCUUCUUUUGCAUGCCGAGGAGACGACGGUGCUGAGUCAGCUCUGGAGGACGUCGAGGAAGGAGACGACGUCUGCAUGGAGGGCGACGACAGGCGAGGGGACCGCCAGGGGCCUUCAGGGCCGCGGGCGGGCGCCGGCGACGGCGGCGACGGCGAGGAGGCGAUACCGGCGGCUGGAGGGUCUGGCGGGCUACAGGACGAGGCAGCGGAAGACGCCAAACGCGGAGAAGAAUGGAAAGAGGCCGUGCGCCGUCGCCAGGAGCAAGUCCUGGCGGCGUAUCGGCAGCAGCAGGAGGCCUUUCAGUCUGGGAAUCAGCGCGACUUCGAUGAGGCGAAGUUUCUGGCGGACUCAGACGUGCCACGCUGUGUCUCCUGUCGCCUAGAGGAGGAGACGCUUCUCAGCUUUCUCUCUUCGUCCGGCUCGCCGCUCUCCGAAGACUACGAGCGCAUCUUCGGCGCUGCGGCGCGCUGCUCUUCGCCGUUCAACUCUCCCGGUACCGACCCUUUAGGCCUUCUCUGUCAUGUCCAACUGACUGCGGUGGGCAACGCCCCGCGCCCCUCGAUUCCGCCCUGUCUUCUCCAGCCCCCCUGGGCCGUCGCGGCCUACGGCGCGUCGGCUGGGGGCGGUGCGGCUGGAGACACUGGGCGGGCCGCUGCGGCGCGCGCGGCAGGCGCCGCCGGGUCGCGCGACGGAGCGCCCGCGGCCGGUGGAGCCCCUCGCAGUCGGAGCGGUUCGGGCAGCGCCGCGGGCGCUGGCGCCGCCGGGGGGGCGGUGGCGUCAGGUCUGGGGCCGCUCUCAGGGUCAGGCGUCGACGGGGCCCUAGGCGCCCUUGCCAGAGCGAGCGGCCGAGAGCCUGGCGGCGCGGAGGAAGCGCUGGAGGGCGGCGAGUCGCGGCUUGCGGCUCUGGGCUUGAGUGGGGAUCAACUCGAACACGUGGACGAUGGGAUGUUCGACGCCGAAGCGGCCGCCGAGAUCCUGGACGGCGUGGCGUCUCCCGCAUCCUUCAGUUACGACCUGGUGCCCAACCUCCUGUCCCCGCUGGGGGCCUUCCAAGGCUUUCAGAUCCGCAGUUGCGGCCACCGCAUUCAUCUGAGUUGCUACCGGCUUUAUCAGAAGUCGCAGCGGCACCACCUGUAUCUCUCGCAGCUUCUCCUCCCCUGCCCCUACUGCCACCAGCCUUGUAACCUGCUGCUCAUCGACGCACCUCCGCCGGCGGUCGCGCGCCUCCAAUUGCACGGCCUCUUGACGGCUCAGGUGCGCAAGGCGACUCUCGCCCUGACGGACGGCACCGCGGCCAGCGCGACCGGCGGCGCUUGCGAGGCCGGCGCCAGGGAUCAAGAGGUCAGCAGGCGCGAGACGAAGGCCGCGGCAUCGCCGGCCCUCUCCGCGGCGCCGACGCCUCCCGACAGGACGUAUGGCGGCCUGGCGACGCCCUCGGCGCGUGCGAUCGCUGGAGGCCCCGCGCCCUUCGGUCGAGGGGACGGGUCUGCCAAGGCCGGCGCGCGAGGCGAGUCCCCAGACGCUGCUUUAUCGCCAUCGGCCGCCGACGACGAUGGCGCGUCGACGCCCGCUGCAGUUUCGUGGACUGUCACUCUGGGUCGCUUCGUACGCCGCUGCGAGAAGCUUCGAGAGCAGCGCCGAGUUCUCGCGCCGUUGCUUUGUCCCCCCUCCUCUAUGCGGCACGACCGCCCGCCUCUUCCCUCGUCGUCGCCUCUGCUCCUUCAGGCCCCGAUGCUGCAAACGCCCGCGGGCAGCGAUCUUCUGCAUCUCUGUCGCGCGUCGCUCCGCAUCUCGCCUAUCCACCUGCCCGCGCCUGUUCUGUGGUCCCCGUCGCCGACGACGCUCUGGCGGUCGUCGGGCUCCAUCGGGCCGUCGGGCGCCACGUUUGACGCCGCGAUUCUCUUCUCUGAUUUGGCGGCAUUCCCGCCGCGCACUGCAGAGGCGAGCAGCUUCGGCCUCGCAGGCCGGUCGUUAUUCUCGCGGGCGCCGCUCAGCCGCGGGAGGACGGCGCGCACGCCCGUCGCGGUCUCUCCACCGAAGUGUCUCCAGCUGGCGGUCCCCGCGUGGGGACACCCGGAGGGCCUUGGGAUCCAAGGCCCGACCGGGGUCCGCGACGGGGCAGGUCUGGACGGCGAAAGCCAACGGCCAAGGGACCGGCGAACCGGCGGGCACGGCGAGCGGAGCCCAGAGGUGCCCGCAGAGGGAGAAGACAAGAAGGGAGCGAAGCAGGAUGUCGCCAGCGGCUCCGAGGAGGAAGGCCACAUGGAGGAGUGCUCUGAAGAUGUAGACGUGCCCUCAGAGUCCUCGAGAGGGGACACUGUUGGCGAGCGUCCCUACGGCACAGAUGCUGCCGGAGACGAAAGGGCUCCUACGCCCCCCGCGGAGGCCUCUGGAGCCUGCACGACCCCGGGCCUGUCGCCGUCGCCGUCUUCAGCCGCUGCGGCCUGUUCUUCGGGCUCUUCGUCUUCGUGCCUAGAGCCCUCCUCCCUGGAGAGCGAGGGCGCGGGAGGUAGGGCCGGAGGCGACGGGCGGCUUGACGACGGCGGAUGCCUCUUUUGGACCCCGCAAGACGUGUCACGCCUAUACGGUCACGCGGCGGCGAGCGCCCAGCAGGAGGGAGGCGGAGCCCUACCGCGGAACGACUUUGUGGUCCACCCGCUCGCGGUGGUGUCGAAGCUCAUCAGUGACUCUGUUGAGCACACGGAGAUGGUUCUGCGCAGUCGCCCGCAAGGCGAGCAGGGGCUGUCCUCGUGGCGCUCGGAAGUCCUCCACGGCAGCUACGCUGUGUACCUGCACAUGGCGGAGGAGCUUCAGCACGUCGCAGUCGGCGACGCGGGCGUCACCGCCUUCGACGUUUAUCUCCACGACCUCGAGCUCAUGGCGCUGUUCCACUGUCCCCUUUUCCCUUCUCUUCUCGGUCAGCCGAUCGUCGCUGCGCCUCCGACAGGAUCUCCCCCGUCUUCGCGGUCGCUCCGCAGCCCGGUUUCGGGCGGGCGCCCGUCGUCCGUCUCCUCUGCGACGCAGGGCGGGUUUUCUUCCUCCGCCUCCACCGUCUCUCCCUUAUCUCCGGCGCCUGCUGCGGGCGGCGUUUUGCCGUCGGACGCCUGCGCGUACGUGGACCUCGUUCUCUCGCUGUCUCUGAUGCAGCCUGCGACCCGCUUCCACCUGCUCACGCGCUUGUUUUUGGCCUUCCACGCGCAAGCGCUGGCGGCGAAAGCCGAAGAAAGCGCCGGCGGCGUGGGCCGGCAUCUACGCGCUGCCAUCGAGGCCGCAGAGCGGGGCGCCCGCGCCGCGGAACGUUUCUUGCUGGGCCCCGCGGCCGCCUCGCCCGGCGCCUCCGCAGCCCCCAGGCGGUCGCCGUCCUCGAGCGAGGCCUCAGGCGAGAGUGCGCGGUCGCAGCGAGUGAGCGACGCACCGGUCGCUGCGCAGGCUGGACUCCUGGACACCGACGCCGAGGAAGCCGAGCGCGAAGAAGAGCGUGAUCUCGACGCAGAGGAGGAGGGCCGCAGCCGAGCUCGCGGGGCCGGCGCGAGGCGCCGCAGCAGCGGCGCCGACGCGGAGCCGAGCGAGAGGCGGGGAACGGAAGGUGAAGGGUGGCGUUCGCUGGCGACAGUUCUGCAGGAAAUCGAGGAGGAGAUCGCAGCCGCACUGGGCGCUGAGGGUGAACAGGCGAGCCAGGCGGCCAGCCAGGGAAGCGCCGGUGCACGGCCGGCGGCAGAAGAAGAGGAGACAAUGAACCCGGGCGGCGACCAGGAGGCGCAGACUGCCGCGCCGGCGUCUGGGAUGAGUGCGUCGUCGCAGUCGGCUGCGGUUCACGCGGCGGGGAUAGACCGCGCGAAAGGGGCACGAGGUGCGCCGGCGGCUUCAGCGAGUACUAAGGCCACACGGCGGCAGCGCGCACACUUGGAGACUCUGGAGCUGUAUGUGCAGCUCUUCUUCCUCUCCGAAGUCGUUGCCAUUCUUUGGCAGUGGUGGGACCGUCUUCCUUUUCUUUCGGCUGAGUGGAGCCUGCCGUCACAGGGCGAGAAGGGCGACGAGGCCGAGGCACCGGCAUGGAGAGAGAUUUGGCGCGUGCUUCGCCGGCGCGCGAAGCAACAGAGGGACGCGCGGCUCCUCCCCAAAGUUCUCGAGCUGUCCGCUGCGUCUCCGUCGUCUCUAGCGAGCAGGGGGCGCCGCGGCCUCUCGACUCCGCUAGAGAGAGUGCAGGCGGAGCCGACGCCGCCCAUGCGCGCGGCAGACGGACAUGCUGGCGGCCUGCCGCAGCUAGCGCUCGCGACCGUGGGCGCUUCCCAUGCAAGCCCCGGCGCCGCCGAGAGGGCCGAUGCAGAGACGGCGAGCGGCGACAGCGGGAGGCCGCAGUGCGAGAGUCGGCGCGAAGAGGAGGAGGAGAAGGCGGAGAAGACGACGAGCAAGCGCCGCAGCACGAGUCGAAAAACUGAGGAAGACGAGGGCGCGGACGGCACCGACGAGUCAGGUCGCCGAAGGAGGAAACGCAACUGCGAAGACGAUGCAGGGACCGGGGGUGGAGGCACACACGGCGCCGGUCGAAACGACGCACACAGGCAGGACGCGUUCUUGGAGGCCGCCAGAGGGGAGGCAGGUGACGCAGCGGCCAGCAUGCACACGGAAGAAGAAGGGGAACGGCGCGGGCGACUGGGAGGUGCCUCACCGGGGCUGUCGACGCCAGGCCAUCCAGCAGAAUCGGGGAGAAAAGAGCGGACCGAAGGCCAGGGAGCACCUCGUCGCGCAGAGCCGAGCGACGGAGGCAGUGCAAAGCAGAAGGCUUGCACCAGAGAGAGGGAGGAAGAACGCGAGAGGAGGCAAACAAGAGGAGACGGUCUGUUUGCAAGGCGAGCGCACGCUGCCUCGCAGCGAUUGAUCACCCUGUGGAACGAGGAGGUUGAGGCGGAGCCGCUCGAGUGGGAGAGCGACAUGGCGGUCCUGGAAGAAACCAGACGGGCAGACGGGGUCUCUGCGGGCGUCUGGCUCGAGGACCUGCGCCUGUUGGGGCGGCGGCUGCCCUACUCGCUGCGGAAGGAGCAGCUCGGCGUGGCGGCCUGGCGCGUCCGCUUCGGCGUCGACCGAGACUGCAAAAGGCGCCACAGCGAUGGGCGAGGCCCCGCGGAAGACAGGGGAGAAGGCGCGGCAGACGACGACUCUACAAGACGCAGCGGGCAUGCGUUCGCAGACGAAGAGUCUGCGGAGGAAGACAACUUGGCGCUGACGAAGGAGUAUCUCUUGAGUGUGUAUGCGGCCCGCGCGGAGCGGGCGGCGGAGCUCAAAGGGGCCUCGCAGGCUUCUUGGCUCCAUCCCACGGCGGCGCUCUCGCGUGCGUCGCUCGGCGGGCUCAAACCCUCUUUGGUAGACCGCGUCUCGCCGCCGUUCGGCCUGCUGGAGGCCCCUGGCGCCUUCGCGGUGGCUGACGAACAGGCCGAGGGGCCAGAAGACGCACACAAACUGAAAGGCGAAAAUGCGGGAGAAACGGGAUUCGAACCCGCGACCGGCGGCAUGAGCGAAGACGACAGAAAGCAGGUCAUCACGCGAGUUGUCGAGGCCGGUCUCGUCCCCUGGCUGAGAAAACUCCAUCUGCUGGCCAAGGUCGUCUACCCUGAGCAUGCCCUGCCUUUCGAGGAGAUCAAGACGACCUACGAGAUGCUCGGGCCGGCGAGCGCGAGCGACGCGCCCGUGCUGCACACAGCGCCGCUGCCCGCGUGGUUGCCGUCGUCUUCGGCGCCUGCGCCACUGUUCGAGCCCCGCGCGUCGCCGGCGGCUUCCGCCUCGCUGUCUGACCUGCUCCCGGCCGGGAUGGAGCUCUACGACCCCGCAGAGGAGUGCUCGAUUCUUCUAGAGGCGCUGCCGCUGCCUCGCUCUGUCCGCGGGUUCCUCUUCGGCGACGACGAAGAGGAACCCUGGGGCGCCGACGCGGCAGCUGCAGAGAGAAUGCGCAUGGAAAAAGAGGAAGAACUUGCCAGCGACCGAGAGCAGGUCGCCGCGGCGUUGGGACCCUCGCGCGGCGGCGCGGGGUGGCCGCACGGUGUCUCCGAGGCUCGCGCCCUCCGGCUUCUUCUUCAGGAGUCUCAACUUCUCUGCUGUUUGUCUGCGAUGCCGCCCUGCGCGACGUCGCUCACGACGUUGGUGCCGAUCGUCGUCUCGUCUCGCGCGGGUCACGAGUUGCUGUUGCGUCUUUUCCAAGACUCGCUUCGGCUGGCGUUGACGGAGAAGAGCGGUCAGGCGCUUCCUCCGCCGUCGUCUCUGCUUUGGGCGGCUCCGCUUUCGUCUGCGCGCCCGCUGUCGCUUUCUUCUUCCUCGUCGCCGACUCUGUCGCCGACAGUCUCCCCGUUCUUCUUCCCGGCCGCUGGCUGCGCGCCGGGGGCGUUCCUCUUGGAGUCGCUGGUGAGCCCGGUGGCGGAGGCCCGCGGAGGGGACGCGGACGCCCUCCGCCAGGCCGCGGCGGCGCUCGACACCUACACGGUUUACUUCCAUCCGCUCACGCGGCGGCUGCUGCCGGAGGAUCUGGCCAGCUUCAUCGCGGCGACACGCAUGAAGUGCACGCUUCUCUUCUCGACUGCGAGAAAGGGAGGCAGACGCAGAGACGGAUCUGCGACAGAUGGCGAAGACCAAAGAUUCACCGCCGUCUACGUCGCGCAGUUCCUCCCUCACCACACCUUCCUGCCGAAACUGUAUCAACAGUUCUACAAUCACUUCCUCCAGCUCGGGGCAUACACGCCUGAAGUCGGACUACAUGCGACUCCGUCGUGUGCAGUUUGCGUGUCUUGUGGUGCCUUCCUCUGUGCGCUCGACUGCUGCGAUGCCAAAGUUUCGGUCCGCGGGGCGAGUCGACUCCCCAAUCGCGUCAUGAAUCUCCGCCGACACGCCAUCACGUGUGGAAUGGGGCUCGGGCUGUACCUGCAUCUCUCCGCGUCGGCUGUCUACACAGCAGCUGUCGACACGGCGGUUGAUCGAGACGCCAAGUGGGGUUGCCUCCACCUCGACGCCUACGGCGAGGAAGAUCCGCUGCUGAAGCGCGGGAAGCCUCUCCAUCUCUCGCUGAAUCGCCUGGCGCGUCUCACAGACGACUGGCGGCAGCACCAAAUUCGCCUUCUCCGCAGACUGCAGUGGUCGCGCAUGGACUCUAGCUCGACCAACCAUGCGGCUCAGGGAAUGUAA
Messenger RNA from Besnoitia besnoiti, 16029 nucleotides. RefSeq lists its product as uncharacterized. The transcript has 18 exons. Gene Ontology annotation, biological process: protein ubiquitination; ubiquitin-dependent protein catabolic process via the N-end rule pathway. Gene Ontology annotation, cellular component: ubiquitin ligase complex; cytoplasm. Lineage: Eukaryota; Apicomplexa; Conoidasida; Eucoccidiorida; Sarcocystidae. The record is from RefSeq and is a predicted model, not a curated record. Gene Ontology annotation, molecular function: zinc ion binding; ubiquitin protein ligase activity. The coding region runs from base 1 to 16029 and encodes 5342 amino acids.